AUGAGGGUCAUUUCUGAUAGAAAAGAAGCCAAACCACUUUGCAGUCAGCUUGGUGACCGAAUCAAUGUAGAGGUGGAUGCAGCUCCAACAUAUGACCUAAACAAGGUCCUGGGAGAGAUAAGAUGUCAGUAUGAGACCUUAAUUGAAAAGAACCAGUGUGAAGUUGAAACCUUAUUUGUAUUUCAGACAGAGGAACUGAAUAAGGAGGUGAUCUCUAGUGGAGAACAGCUGCAGAGCUGCCAGACACAGGUCAUUGAGCUACGACACACAGUUCAGGCUCUGGAAAUUGACCUGCAGGCUCAAAUCAGUAUGAACAUUGCUCUGCAAAACACUUUGGCAGAAACUUGCUAUAGUAACCAACUACCAGAGUUCCAGUGCCUGAUCAGCAGUGGGGAGACACAAAUAACUGAACUUCGAUCUGACACAGAACACCAAAACUGCGAGUAAAAGAUCCUCCUGGAUGCCAAGUGCCAGCUGGACUGUGAAAUCAGUGCUUACUGCAGGCUGCUGGAUGGAGAGGACUGCAAGCUGCCUCACUACCCCUGUAAAUCAGAGAGUACAACCUCCAUCUGCUCAUCAAUUUGCAAACCAGACUGUGCACCAGAACCAAUCUGUGCAUGA
Dermochelys coriacea (leatherback sea turtle) is the source of this 621-nucleotide messenger RNA. Its product is annotated as keratin, type I cuticular Ha6-like. Gene Ontology annotation, molecular function: structural molecule activity. The record is from RefSeq and is a predicted model, not a curated record. NCBI's taxonomy places the organism in Eukaryota, Metazoa, Chordata, Testudines, Dermochelyidae.